This is a messenger RNA of Aaosphaeria arxii CBS 175.79, 1923 nucleotides long. RefSeq lists its product as uncharacterized. The record is from RefSeq and is a predicted model, not a curated record. Gene Ontology annotation, biological process: regulation of DNA-templated transcription; DNA-templated transcription. Gene Ontology annotation, molecular function: zinc ion binding; DNA-binding transcription factor activity, RNA polymerase II-specific; DNA binding. NCBI's taxonomy places the organism in Eukaryota, Fungi, Ascomycota, Dothideomycetes, Pleosporales. The transcript has 7 exons. Bases 1 to 1923 code for a protein of 640 amino acids.
AUGCCCCGCAAUAACGCUCUGAGGUCUCCACCCGGCGGCCGCCCCAGCACGGCAUGCCACCGCUGUCACGACCGAAAGGUAAAGUGCUCUCGCGAGGUACCCUGUCGGAACUGUCAUCUCGCACAUCGAACCUGCACUUAUCCCUCACGCGAGCAAUUCUUGACCGUGCCUGAGAGCUAUAUCCGUAACCUCGAAGCAAACGCAUCACGUUUGUCUGCGGCCCCAGCGACUUACUAUCCUGCAGUUUCCUCUCGCCCCAAUGAUGUAGGAACACAUGCCAAUGGUGCUACGAGCUCAGGAAGUCAUAGUAAAGCUGAACUCUUGGUCGAGGAUCCUACAACCGAGGGCUUUGUUUCUAGACUGAAGCGGUUUCGGCAGCCCUAUUUGGCUGGUUCUUCGAGCCAAUUACCUCACGAUUCUCAGUCGUCACCCAGCAAUGUCGGCGGAAACACCCCCCAGGAGAGUGCGUAUGAGUACGUUCGCCUUAAUUUCGAUACGAAGAAUCCCUCUCUAUCAAUAAAGCUACCACCUUAUCCGUAUGCUCUAGUAUUGCUAAAUCAGUUCGACGUUUUCCUUGGCCAUGACUGGCAUUGGUUUUUGCGAAAGACGUUCCGCGAAAAGCUGAAUGUGACCUAUCAGCAGCCUUUCUCUGAUGAGGCGAGCGAUCGAACGUGGUUGUGCCGACUGCUUGUUGUCUUCGCUCUUGGGGAGUCGUACAACUCUGGCCAACCUCCCGAGAUUCACUUUUUACCAGACGGUUCUCACGCCAGUCACUCUUUCCCAGACCGUGAAUCCAAGCCUCCCCCUGGAACUCAAUUCUUUGAACAGGCUUUGGCAUUACUCAACAUUCGCCAUGAGAACCCAAGCAUCGACCAGGUGGAAGCCCUUAAUCUCAUUGCGUUCUACUCAUAUAGCCUAAAUCGUAGGAAAGCAGCCUACUCCUACGCUGGACAGAGUACGAGGAUGUCCAAUAUGUUGGGGUUGCACAAGCCUCCUACGUCCACGACAUCCUCGAUUGUCGAACUAGAGCACCAGAAGCGUGUAUGGUGGACUACAUACUGCCUGGACCGUAUGACGAGCACUGAAAUGGGCUUACCCACGGCGAUUCAUAUUAGUGAAGUCGAGAUCUCGUAUCCAGAGGACUCGCCACUCCUAACACCUGAACAAAGAGAAGAGUUUGGAGACGCCCAUACUAUUAAUGCCUACAUUCAACUUGCCUUCAUUCACGCAGACAUAUGCGAGAAUAUGAAGAGCUUAGACGAGGACACCACUGCGAAUGUUGGCAAAUGGACUGGUUCCAUUGUCCAGCGUCUUAACGACCUCAAGGCUGGCUUGCCACCGCAUCUUAAUUAUGAUUUCGAAGACGGCAUUCCGGAACCUGUAAAGCAGCUCCACGACCGAUCGCUGGCAUCUCUAUAUCAGCGAUAUAACCAGUGUUUCAUCCUCCUCCUUCGACCGCUCUUUCUGAAACGUAUUAUGCUAUUACUAUCCUCUAAAACUACUGAGGCUGAGCAGGAGGACCUGCAGGACCUCACUAACAUCUGCCUACGCAUGGCCAGAACAACCUUGAACAUAAUCAUAGAUCUCUGGAACAUGGACAAAAUAGCUAAGUUUGGCUUCUGGGAAAGCCUACAUCUCUUUUCUAGCCUUACCAUCCUCUCUUUAGCUAACUCUGUCAAUUCUCGCUGGCCUGGGAGCUUCAAUGAAAAGCCCAACGAUGCAGCUACUUACGAGACGGCGAAAAAUCUGCUGCUCAACAUGGUUUUGGCGGGCAAUCUCGCUUCGAAAGGUCAGGCUUGCAUGUUGGAGGACGUGGAGGCAUUCCACGAAGUCUGCUGGAGAGACGACCGUGAGACGUUCGAGAUCGACAGUUCCUGGAAUCUAGAUGACUGGAUAAGCCAGAUUACUUGCCUUGCACUAUAG